AUGGCCCCAUCCAGUGCCAGUAAAGCCUCCAAGAGAAGCAAAGAUUGCAAUGCCUUCAUCCAAUCGCCGGGGGCCAGAGAGCGUUCAUCUUCUGAUAAAGCCCUGGGGAAAGAGAUGAACACCAUGUGCUCUAGGAGGAUAAGUUUCGUGGCUGUUUACAUCCCACCCCCACUAAAACUCAUGCUGGCUUUCCAGCCCGGGAUCCAAGACUUUUCUAAGGGGUGCAGCGCCUCCUACUGCAGCCCCUCACCCCGAUCCUGGUGCCUGCUUUUGGCCUCUUCCGUCCAAGGCCCAAUUUCUAUGCUGGGAGUGAUUCCGAAGUCCGGUUGCCGGGAGCUUCGUCAGCGCCCCAGGGCGGGAACUGGCGCCGCGGACCAGCGUCAUUCUGCGGGUUUGGGGUUCGGCCAGCGGGUGGGAGCGAGCGAGCACAGCCCCUCUAACACCACAGAACACGUGGCGUCCCUGCCUUCCCAAUCUAGAGUGAAAAGCAGGUCUGAACACGCACUUCCGGCCGUAAGGGACGGCUUACCACAGAGACGGCAGCUAGACGAUCUCCUUAGCUCUGAAACUGGGUCCUCCAUGGCCGCCUUAAAGGGGCCGCAGCCUCGAGAUGUUGGAGAGGAGCGCCCUAGCUUGGAGGGGAAGUCUCUAGAGCAAGGGAAGCAGGAGGCCAGCUAG
Rangifer tarandus platyrhynchus (Svalbard reindeer) is the source of this 678-nucleotide messenger RNA. The record is from the annotation of a GenBank genome assembly. NCBI's taxonomy places the organism in Eukaryota, Metazoa, Chordata, Mammalia, Artiodactyla, Cervidae.